This is a messenger RNA of Paramecium octaurelia, 1353 nucleotides long. The record is from the annotation of a GenBank genome assembly. NCBI's taxonomy places the organism in Eukaryota, Ciliophora, Oligohymenophorea, Peniculida, Parameciidae.
AUGAACAAAGUUAUCUGUCUUCUUUCACUAUUGUUGGCUACUUCUUAUGCACUUUAUGACUCAAGAUCCAAAGUGCAACUCCUUACCCCUCAAACUUUCAGAGAGAAGGUGCUGAAUUCUAAAUCUCUUUGGAUAGUGGAAUUCUUUGCUCCAUGGUGUGGUCAUUGCAAAGCCCUUGCCCCUGAAUACGAAAAAGCAGCAAAAACAUUAGAAGGAAUUGUGAAUAUAGCUGCAGUGGAUGCAGAUGCUCACAAAGAUCUUGGAGGACAAUAUGGUAUCUAAGGAUUCCCUACAAUCAAAUUUUUUGGAGAGAACAAAAAUUCCCCAUCUGAUUAUCAAGGAGAAAGAUCGGCUUAGGCAAUAAUCAACUUUGCAUUAGAAUAAGUCAAAUCGGUAAAUAUCUAUUCUAUUUAUUUUAGACUGUGAAUGGUAGGUAAAAAGGUAGUUCUUCAAAUAAAAAUUAAUAAAAAUAAUCCUCUGGUUCUGGAUCCGGAUCUGGCUCAGGAUCAGCCGAUGAUGUUAUUGUUCUUACAGAUUCAACUUUUGAUGAAAAUGUACUAAAAUCUAAAGAUUCUUGGUUUGUUGAAUUUUAUGCUCCUUGGUGUGGUCACUGUAAGAAACUAGAACCAGAAUGGAAUAAAGUAGGAUCAGAACUCAAAGGAAAGGUUAAAGUGGCUAAGGUUGAUGCCACUGCAAAUACCUAAUUAGCAUCUCGUUUCGGAGUUUCAGGAUAUCCAACUUUGAAAUUCUUCCCUGCAGGUUUCUCUAAUGAUUCAGAAGCUAUAUCUUAUGAUGGAGCCAGAGAUUCAUCUGCAAUGAUAGAAUAUGCUUUAGAAUAAUCUAACAAAUCAAAGAAGGUGGAAGUAGUAGAGUUACUAUCAAAAGAUGUUUUAACAGAAAAUUGCAUAGAUUUCAAUGGUAUUUAAUUAUUAUUAUUAUUUAGGUGUUUGCAUUAUUGCUUUUCUUCCUCACAUUUAUGAUAGUAAUAAAUAAGAGAGAAAUCAAUAUAUCAAUUAAUUAUUAGAAGUGGCAAAAUCAUUAAAAAACAAACCAGUCAAUUUCUUAUGGACUUAAGGAGGAGAUAACUAUGAAUUUGAAGAAGCAUUCUAAUGUGCUGCUGCUCAUCCUUCUGUUAUGGCUUUAAGUGGUAGAAAAUCUGUUUAUGCUAAACUCAAAGGUGCUUUUAGCAAAUAAAAUAUCGAAUAGUAAUCAAAUUAUAUUAACUGUAGAUUUGUCACUAAUGUAUUAAAUGGAAGAGAACACUUCAAUCAAUAUUCCAGGCUUCCCAAUUUUAAAAAAGUUGAUAAAUGGGAUGGAUAGGACCACAAACCAGUUUAUAAUGAUGAAUUUUGA